Molecule: messenger RNA, 1580 nt
Organism: Sapajus apella (tufted capuchin)
Lineage: Eukaryota; Metazoa; Chordata; Mammalia; Primates; Cebidae
Gene: CPLANE2
Product: ciliogenesis and planar polarity effector 2
Exons: 6
Coding region: 448-1224 (258 amino acids)
Molecular function (GO): GTPase activity; GTP binding
Source: RefSeq, a predicted model, not a curated record
AAGGCUCCUGGAGAAGCGGGCGUUUCAUGAUGUUUUGGAAGAAAGACUGGGGAUCGGACAUAGUAGUAGAGAAGAGGAUCCACGACCCAGAGGAAAAGGCCUUGUUCCAGUGCCAUCGCGCCGCGCAGCCUGCGGACAUUGUAGGAGGGACCAACGCCGUCCGGAACCCGCCCAACCCAGCCUCCGGCAUCUCCAUGGCAACAACCUCCGCACAUGCGCCGUGAGCACCGGCGCCAGAGCUGGCAGCGCGCGCCGAAGCCGGACGCAGGCGGGGCGGAAGCGGGCCGGGUGGGCUGGGGCGGCGGGAGCGCGGGUGGGCGUUUAAAGGAGCCUUCGGCACCCGGUUCGGUUCGCCGCCGGGACUGCUGAUGGCGAGGGCUAGAUGGCCCCGGGAGUCGGGAUCUAGAAGCAUUCUGCCACCUCCCUACCGCAUCGUGGUGCCCAGCCAUGGCCAGACCUCCCGUGCCCGGUUCGGUGGUUGUCCCAAACUGGCACGAGAGUGCCGAGGGCAAGGAGUACCUGGCUUGCAUUCUGCGCAAGAACCGGCGGCGGGUGUUUGGGCUGCUUGAGCGGCCAGUGCUGCCACCGCCUGUGUCCAUUGACACUGCCAGCUACAAGAUCUUCGUGUCCGGGAAGAGUGGUGUGGGCAAGACGGCACUGGUGGCCAAGCUGGCUGGCCUGGAGGUGCCUGUGGUACACCACGAGACCCCCGGCAUCCAGACCACCGUGGUAUUUUGGCCAGCCAAGCUGCAGGCCAGCGACCGUGUCGUCAUGUUUCGUUUCGAGUUCUGGGACUGUGGAGAGUCUGCGCUCAAAAAGUUCGAUCACAUGCUGCCGGCUUGCAAGGAGAACACGGAUGCCUUCCUCUUCCUUUUCUCCUUCACUGACCGUGCCUCCUUUGAAGACCUCCCUGGACAGCUGGCCCGCAUAGCAGGUGAGGCCCCUGGUGUCAUCAGGAUGGUCAUCGGCUCCAAAUUUGACCAGUACAUGCACACGGACGUGCCCGAGCGGGACCUCAUAGCCUUCCGGCAGGCCUGGGAGCUGCCCCUGCUACGGGUGAAGAGUGUGCCAGGGCGGCGGCUGGCUGAUGGGCGCACACUGGACGGGCGGGCUGGGCUGGCUGACAUUGCUCACGUACUCAACGGCCUCGCUGAGCAGCUGUGGCACCAAGACCUGGUGGCGGCUGGCCUGCUUCCCAGCCCCCCAGAGAGUGCUCCUGGAUGAAUCAUGAGUGGGUGCCUAUGAUCCCGCCCCCAACCCUCAGGUCUUGACACAGGGCAUGAGGCUGGGGCAAGAGCAUGGAUCCCGUCUGGAGGACUGGGCAGCUUGGCCUGGUCAGGGAGGACAUGGCUGGAGAAGCCCCGCCAACAGCACUUUCCUUGCAGAAUUCAUGGCAUGGAGAUGGGGACCAAGAUCCUGAGCUCGGACAUCUUUCAUGGCCUUCCCCCUUUGGCAGCACCCAUGGCGGGUGAUGGGGAGAUGGGGUACCUCUCAAGUGACUUCAAUCAAGAACCUGUAUUGGUUGAGGUGACACCAUCUGUUGUAACAGAUAAACACCGAAAUCCCAGUGCUGAACUCCA